Messenger RNA from Linum tenue, 644 nucleotides. The record is from the annotation of a GenBank genome assembly. NCBI's taxonomy places the organism in Eukaryota, Viridiplantae, Streptophyta, Magnoliopsida, Malpighiales, Linaceae.
AUGCGUUUACUGGUUGCUUGUUGUGAUGAACAGCCAAAGCAGAUUCAUGAGAUCAAGGACUUCCUUCUCACGGCCAGAAGGAAGGAUGCACGCUCUGUCAAGAUCAAAAGGAGCAAAGAUGUAGUUAAGUUCAAGGUCCGGUGCUCUAAGUACCUCUACACCCUCUGUGUCUUUGACAACGAGAAGGCUGAUAAGCUCAAGCAAUCUCUUCCCCCGGGUUUGAGCGUGCAAGACCUUUGAAGAGAUGAGCUUAAAGACAGUUUUUAGAGAGGUUUUAUCAACUGUUUGUUGCUCCAUGAAAUGACAUUGUGAUUCAUGGUUUUUGUUUGUUAACUCUUUGGAGAUUGGGCUUGAAAUUGCAGAACUAUGUAGCCAGUAUGUUGCAUGACUCGGUACAAGUUACACCAAUUGCAGUAGUGCAUUGAGUUGUUACAGUGAUCUAUUGCUCCUUUUUAGUUUCUACGAAAUUAAUGUUGAUUGUGGAACAGUGAUUAUAUUGAAAGCCUUUGUUAAUCUGGAGGAAAAUAGGGCUGUCAAGGUGUCUUACUGAUCACUGCAGUAGCAGCCGCUAAAGAAUGUUGGUCUGUGGCUGUUAACAGCCAGCGAUUGACUUAUGGCGAAUGCAGCAUAUACCUUUAACAGGU